AUGACAUGGAACCCCUUCAAGGAAGUGUUCUUUAAGAGAUACUUCCCGACCUUUACACGUGAUGCUAAGGCGGAUGAGUUCUCUGUUCUGACAGAGGGAGACAUGACAAUGCAGGGUUGUGACAAUCCAGGUCACAAGGCUCGUGACUGCCGCACACCAAAAAGAGACACGCCUACAUCUAGUGUGAACCGAGGUGGUAAUAAGAUACCUCGGGGAACUAGUCAGGCGAACAUAGUUCUAGCGGUGGUAUAUUCUCUUACUCCAAUGGAUGCAAACCGUGCGAGGAAUGCAGUGACAGGGGCAACCCAUUUUUUUGUAUCUGUGAACUUCGUAAGACUGUGUGGGGUUGAGACCCAAGUUAUGAAUACGAGGUUAUAUGUACCUACACCAUUUGGGAGUGUAACGUCUUGUUGGAGGAUGUUAGGAGACUGCCCAGUGGAAAUUCAGAGAAGGUUGCUACCGGUGAAUCUUGUGGCAAGAAGCUUUCUCUUGGACGGAUGUCAAGGGUACCUAGUUAGCGUGAAGGACCCACCACGGGAUGAUUUGAGGCUCGAGGACAUUCGAGUGGUUAACGAAUUCCCGGAUGUCUUUCCAGAAGACUUACCCCGUUUACCUCCGGAUCGUGAGGUGAAGUUUGCGAUAGAGUUACUGUAG
Messenger RNA from Malania oleifera, 654 nucleotides. RefSeq lists its product as uncharacterized. Bases 1 to 654 code for a protein of 217 amino acids. Lineage: Eukaryota; Viridiplantae; Streptophyta; Magnoliopsida; Santalales; Ximeniaceae. The transcript is spliced from 4 exons. The record is from RefSeq and is a predicted model, not a curated record.